Cloeon dipterum is the source of this 2217-nucleotide messenger RNA. RefSeq lists its product as uncharacterized. The transcript has 11 exons. Gene Ontology annotation, cellular component: extracellular matrix. The coding region runs from base 1 to 2217 and encodes 738 amino acids. Lineage: Eukaryota; Metazoa; Arthropoda; Insecta; Ephemeroptera; Baetidae. The record is from RefSeq and is a predicted model, not a curated record.
AUGUACCAGGUCGCAAGGAACCUUUUUCUGCUCACCCUGAUGGCCGUGCGCGCUCGGACGGAGCGGCGCGACAUUUUGAUAGCGGAGAGUGACGCCCAAAGAGUCGGCGACAAGUUUGUCAGCUUCUCGGUCGACCCUGAAAUGCUCUCGGAACACACCUUCACAAGCUCGGAGCUUGACGAGCUGCACGAGAUGACUCAUCAGUUGGGCCCCGCGUUCCUGCAACUCUCAGGACCGUGGUGCCAGAAGUACCACUUGGAACGCUACGCUCCGGCCAAUUAUUCUGGCCCCGUCGUCUCAGAAUAUUAUGUCAGAAUAGGCGAAACGGUGCAGAUGUUGGCGCAGACAGUUCAGCAGGCUGGAUUCACGCUGGUCGUCUGCCUCAAUCCGACCCUGAGGAACGCCGACGGCACCUGGAACGCGACCGAGGCGCGGGAGAUCCUCGAGAUUCUGCACUUGAUGGAAAUCAAUAUUGCAGUGCAGCUUGGACAUAAAAGAUUAGAGAACGAGCCUGAAGUAAGCGGCUGGCAGAUGGGAGUGGAUUUAGUGGCGCUCUACAACCUGUUGCAAGAAUUUCCGCGAUUUCGAUCGGCGCUUAUAAUUUCGCCCGACAUCUCGCCGUCGCUCAAACUGAAAGACAAAGUGAAAUUCGAUCAAAUCUUCCGCACAGCUGGAUCCAGGAUUGACAACGUCAUUUUACACUCAAGCGACUUUACUCCGGAAUUGGGUCCUGGCAGCGAGAACAUGGGCACAACAAUUGAUUCCGCUUUUACAGAAAUGUCUGUAGAACGGUGGGACAUUUUCAACGAUCUCACCCUGCACAAAGCAGCGAAAAAACCUUUGUGGAUCAGUGAUGCUGGAAAGUGGAAAGGCCGUUUCGUGGACGCGAUGGUGUCAAUUUCCAAACUGGGCCACGCGGCCAAAUCGAACGUGGACGUGGUGCUGCAGAAACCUACCCUCCGGAGCUUCCGCCGGCCGACCGCGGAAUUCUGGGUGUCGGCGCUGCACAAGCGGCUUGUCGGCCAGACCGUGCUGGACGUCAGCUUUGUCGAGCACCGCGAAUUCGGGGAUGAGACGCACCUCUUCGCGCACUGCUCUCCGCAAGGCGGCGUCACGCUUUUUGGAGCCAACUACCGCCCUAAACCCGUCUCGCUGAGGGUGAAAGAUGUUGGGGUGGACACAGAGAUCAACGUCUUCUCCCUCACGCCGAGGAAAAAGAAUAUCUUUUCUCGGAUGGUGUUGUUGAACAGGCAGCGGCCAAAUGUGUCUUCUGAGUGGAUGCAGCCGUUGGUGUUGGCGCCACAGAGCAACGACAGCGUCGUGAUGCUGCACAUGCCAUCGACCUCAAUUGUCUUCUGGCACAUGCCGCACGCACAAUUUGACGCCUGCCUCACGCAUCAAGGAGAAUCGCAGGAGAUUUGGCCUCGAGAUACGAGUUUGGCUCUGAAGGACGAAGAGGAGUUGUUGGAAGAAACGGAAAUGAAGCAAAAUUGCACUGCUCAUGAGCCGAGUUAUUCGACUUUCCUGCGCCGGUUUAUUCGCUUCCUCAAAGCCGAGGACUCUGGGGAGGGAAUCAGGACCAAAAGGGCCGCCCCGGACAGGUUGCAGCCGUAUAAUAACAAAUUUCUUCAGAGGAGCAGUAGAAAACUCAAUCCAGAGAAGAGGCAAAUCGCUGAUUUUUUGAUGGGAGCUGGUGCCAAGUUUCGACAUUGGGCGUGGACCGUAGGCAAGAUAUUCGGCCAUCAGACGAGGAGCCGAAAGGGACGAUUUCAGGCAAGAAAAUCGAUGCCGAAGCGGAUGGUGCAUCACUUGAGCAAAAGUCAGAGAUACGCGGACGCGUGGCCAAAGGUCGCGCCUCUCAGGGCACUCUCAGGACACCGCAUCAUCGGCAGGAAGCUUGACAACCAAAAAUCCGAAAAAUCCACGGAGAUCACCACUAAAAAAGAAUCGGAAGGAGUGGAAAUUGGGCGCGUGAAGAGGCAGGGGGACAACGACCUGUACGAAUUUCAGUUUUUGAACGAGGAAGACCUGAAUAAUUUGCCCGAAUACCAGCCUUCUUCUUUGACCGAAUCGCAAAAAAUGGAGAAACUCCACUCCAUCAACAAGUUCUUUCGGUCGAUGAGCGACAUUUUGUCCUCUAUUCGCCGCAAAGUGGUGUCUGUUUCUGCGCCAAACCUCAAUGUCCUCAAUGCCACUGACACGAAAAACAAUAACUAA